Messenger RNA from Chroicocephalus ridibundus (black-headed gull), 2032 nucleotides. RefSeq names its product dnaJ homolog subfamily A member 1-like. Gene Ontology annotation, biological process: protein refolding; response to heat. Lineage: Eukaryota; Metazoa; Chordata; Aves; Charadriiformes; Laridae. Gene Ontology annotation, molecular function: ATP binding; Hsp70 protein binding. The transcript has 7 exons. Gene Ontology annotation, cellular component: cytoplasm; cytosol. The record is from RefSeq and is a predicted model, not a curated record. The coding region runs from base 85 to 1380 and encodes 431 amino acids.
CGGGGGGCGUGUCCCCGGCUUCCAGAGAGUUCCGAGACGGGUAGCGGAGCGGCGGCGGCGUCGGCGGCGCACGUCACGAAGAAGAUGGUGAAGGAGACGGGAUACUACGACCUGCUGGGCGUGCGGCCGGGAGCCAGCCUGGACGAGAUCAAGCGGGCGUACCGGCGCCUGGCGCUGCGCUACCACCCUGACAAGAACCCCAGCGAGGGCGAGCGGGUAGGUGCAGUCCCCCCCAGACUCCCGCCCGGCUCGCUUCCCCCUCGUCUCACUCGCUUUUCCCUUCCCCAGUUCAAGCAGAUCUCCCAAGCCUACGAGGUGCUGUCGGACUCCCACAAACGGGCGCUCUACGACCGCGGCGGGGAGCGGGCCAUGAAGGAGGGCGGCCUGGGGAACCGAGGAGGGAGCGGCGGAUUCGGCUCCCCCAUGGACAUCUUCGACCUCUUCUUCGGCGGGGGAGUGCGGAUGCGGGGCCGGGCGGACAGGCGAGGGAAAACGGUGGUGCACCAGCUCUCGGUGUCGCUGGAGGACCUCUACAACGGCACCACGCGCAAGCUGUCCCUGCAGAAGAACAUCAUCUGUAGGAAAUGCGGAGGCUGCGGGGUGCGGGAGGGCGCCCAGAGAAGGUGCCCCAAGUGCCACGGCUCGGGCAUGGAGGUUCGCAUCCACCAGCUGGGCCCCAGCAUGAUCCAGCAGAUCCAGACGGUGUGUUCCCAGUGUCAGGGCCAGGGCGAGUGGAUCCGGCCUCGGGACUGCUGCCUCACCUGCAACGGCCGCAAAGUCGUGCGGGAGAAGAAGAUCCUCAGCGUUCACCUGGAUAAAGGCAUGAAGGACGGGCAGAAGAUCACCUUCCACGAGGAAGGGGACCAGGUUCCCGGCUUGGAGCCCGGAGACAUCAUCAUCGUCCUGGAUCAGAAGGAACACCCUGUUUUCCGACGCAGCGGUGACGAUCUCAUCGUCAAGAGGGAGAUCAGCCUGGCAGACGCCCUGUGCGGCUGCCGACAGGUCAUCCGCACCCUGGACAACAGGACCCUGCUCAUCUCCUCCCAGCCAGGUGACGUUAUCCGACCUGGGGACCUGAAGUGUGUCCCCAAUGAGGGGAUGCCAGUCUACAGGAGCCCCUUCCAGAAGGGAAAACUCAUCCUGCAGUUCCAGGUGAAGUUCCCCGAGCCCGGCUGGCUCCCCACUGACCGCCUGCGCCAGCUCCAGGCCUUCUUCCCCCCCCAGGAGGAGGUGAUGGCCACCGAGGACACGGAGGAGGUAGAACUCAGCGACUACACGUCCCAGGGGGGGUCGGGCCGCCGUCCUUACACCGGCGAAGCCUACCACGAGGACGACUUCGAGGACGGCUCGCGCCAACACGUCCAGUGCCAGACCUCGUAGCCGGUGGCGGGGCAGGGCCGGGGGCCGCUCGGCGGGGAAGGGGGGGCUCGGAGAGCCGUCACGUUCAGGGAUGUACAUAGGUCGCCUUUCCGACAGCACUUCACCUCCCUCGCCCACCCCCCACCAAGCCCCAGGGAGCCGGGCAGGGGGCUGCCCCACUUUGGGGGCCCCCCCAGACCCUCCCGCCGAGCGACGAGGCCCCUCUUUGACCUGCCCUUGAGGGAGCCGGAUCCUCCCUCUGGCUCCAUCUCCAUGUCGGCGGAGGAGCCACUUGCUGCUGCCUUGGCUGUGGGCUCGGUAGCCAAAUGCAGCCGUUGGUAGCCCAGCGGGCGCAUCCCGCAGCGGGACAGCGCAGCCCUGGACUGAGGAGGAGGCGGGGCAGGGGGGGGUUGUCUCGCCGCCUGCCUCAGUUUCCCCAGCUGUGGUCCGGUGGGGCAAAGUCUCUGCAGAAGCCGAUGUGGGGAGGACGGGAACUGCCACCCUUCGCCCCCGCUGCUGCCCCACGGCGCCGUCCGGCCCCACGCCGUGGGGUGCCGCUGCCCGGGCCCCCCCCCCCGAGGUCCCUUGCUUUUCCCGUUUCUUUCCUUGCUGGAGCCUGGCUCAGGCCUGGGGAGCGGAGGGGGUUUCUCUUUUCUCUUUGCACAGAACAGAC